Cyprinus carpio (common carp) is the source of this 3633-nucleotide messenger RNA. It is a transcript of the gene ankk1, whose product is annotated as ankyrin repeat and protein kinase domain-containing protein 1-like. The record is from RefSeq and is a predicted model, not a curated record. Gene Ontology annotation, biological process: positive regulation of transcription by RNA polymerase II; protein phosphorylation. Gene Ontology annotation, molecular function: ATP binding; protein binding; protein kinase activity. Lineage: Eukaryota; Metazoa; Chordata; Actinopteri; Cypriniformes; Cyprinidae. Gene Ontology annotation, cellular component: nucleus. The transcript has 7 exons. Bases 247 to 2451 code for a protein of 734 amino acids.
UUAUGUAAAAACAUGAAGCUGGUAUAUCCGGUUAUCAGGUGCCCUGCACAAAUCUCUCAGCCUCACCUGUGUACCUCAUUCAAAACUGGCUUUGUUACAUAUCUAUUCUAAUAAUCAGGGCUCUGACUCCUCCCACCAAAACCAGCAGAGCUUUUUCUUUAAUAUGUGUUUCCUUGACCUGGUUUCUGUGUGCUAAGAAGAAAUGUCGAAGGGCAGCGUCUUCAUUUCCUGAGAUUGGAAAACAAAAUGACAGCCGCUAAUUCCAGCGUACAGGAUUCUUUCAGAGAUGGCAGCCUGGAGAGAUUUACUCAUUUUAAAAAAGAUGAGUUUGAAAGUGACUGGGAGAAACUGGCUGAGCGCAAGUUUGGUCGUGUCUAUAAGGUGAAGGUUAAAGUCUGGCGGGAAACAUGUGCACUGAAGACAACGACCAAUGAUUACAGGAACAUGACACAGAUGUCCAAAAUCGGAAGACUGAAGUUCAACUAUUUAAUCUCCAUUUAUGGAAUAAGCAAAGAUCCACCUGGUUUAGUGAUGGAAUAUAUGAGAAAGGGAUCGUUGGACAACCUCCUCAGCAGUCAUUUCUUAAUGUGGCCUAAGAAGUUCCAAAUGAUCCACGAGAUAACGAUGGGCAUGAAUUUUCUGCACAGCAUGAAACCACCCAUUCUUCAUUUGAACCUGAAACCAGCCAACAUUCUUCUUGAUGACCAUCUGCACGUGAAGAUUUCAGAUUUUGGCCUCAUUAAAUGGGAGGAGUUUUCUGGUAAGACAGAGUUUACUGAACACCUGACAGCUCGAGGGAACAUAAACUAUGUGCCUCCAGAGACCUUUACCCAGAAUCCUGAACCACCUGGAACAAAGUAUGAUGUUUACAGCAUUUCUAUUAUUAUGUGGGAAAUUCUAACUCAGCAGCGUGCAUAUCAAGGUCUGAAUAUGACAGAAAUAUUAAUCAGAGUGUCAUCUGGCAAAAGGCCUGGUGUAGAGAAGAUCCCUGAAGACAAGCCCCUUGAGUGCGAGGAGAUGAUUGGUGUCAUGCAGCAAUGUUGGCACCAAGACUGCAGCCAGAGACCGGCUUUCUCUGAAACUGUUCGAUUGACUGAAGUUCUUAGUGAAAUCCUUAAAAUCCCAGACACGAAUGCAAGGGGUGAGAUAAGAAAGCGUCUACCUGAACAGGUAUGGAAUGUAAGUGACUCUUCCAAUGAUUCUAGCAUUCACUCUCUCCUUAUAAAGAAAGAUUUUGAGAGCUUUAAGAAAGUUCUGCAAAAAGAGCAUGUGUCUAUGGUCUUCCGAGACAACAACUCUCUCCUUCAUCAUGCCGUGGCCAGCGGGGACACAGAAAGCGUGCAGAUGGUCCUGAAACUGGGAGCCUCUGUGAAUUGCCAGAGUGCAAAAGGCUACACCCCGCUCAUCGUCGCAGUUCUGCACAAGUUUUACGAGGUUUGCAGCUUGCUGACAGACGGUGGGGCUGACGUCAACCUCAGUGAUGGCGACCAGUGGACCGCAUUGCAUUUUGCCGUACAGGCUGGCGACGACAGAGCCGUUCGCCUUUUGUUAGACAAUAAGGCGAGAGCCGAUGCCAAGGAGAAGGAUGGGUGGACGCCUUUGCAUCUCGCUGCUCAGAAUGGCCACGAGCACAUUGUGAGAAUCCUGCUCCGGCGUAUGGAUGGCGUGGAUGAGCAGGAGUCCCAGUCUGGCCGUACGCCGCUUCACGUGGCUUCCAUUUACGGUCACGUGAACAUCGUCAACCUCUUGCUCAAAAACGGAGCUGACGUUAACAAACCAGAUAACCUUCGAUCCACUUCCCUACACUUGGCGGCAGAUGAGGGGCACUUCAGGGUGGUCCGUUUGCUGGUUAAUAAUGGGGCUGAUGUGAAAACAGUCGAUGAGCAAAGCUACAGUCCCCUACAUUUUGCCGCUCUAAAGGGUUACACAGGUAUCUGCAGACUCCUGUUGAGUAAAGGAGUCGACCCCGAUAUCAAAACCUAUCAGAAUUGGACAGCCAUGCACCUUGCAGCCCUAAAAGGCCAUCCAGAGACUGUCCUCAUGUUGGAGGAGCACCAUGGCUCAGUCAACAUCCAAGGGAAAGACGGCUGGACUCCUCUGCACCUUGCUUGCCAUCAUGGGCAGGAGGAGGUGGUGACGGUGCUGCUAACAGCAGGUGCCGACCCAAACCUGGCCGAGGAUAAUGGCUGGACACCCCUUCACUUAGCCUGUAACAGUAGCUGCUUCCCUAGCGUUCUGCAGCUGAUAUCUCACCAAGCCAAUGUGAACGCCCAGAAUAACAGCCAGUCGACGCCAUUGCAUUUAGCCGUCCAGCUCAGCAACAUCCCAAUCAUCAAAGCCCUGCUGAUGAAUAAUGCACGGCGGGAUAUGCAGGACUUGAAAGGAUACACCACCUUAACCUUGGCUCAACGGUGCAACAAUACAGAAGCCGUAGAGCUACUGAACAGCUAGACAGCGGUGGAGAUCCUGGCGGAGAGCGAGCCAUGUUUGGUGAGGGAGUGCAGCAUUGAUUUCUCCUAUCGAUUUCCUUCCUCCUGCAAAGCCUGCUCUUAUAAACAGUCUUGCUGUUGUUUGUGGUUUAGAUUCCUAGAAUUUAACACCUUUGUUUGGGUUAGGUUAAGAGCUCAGGUGUGUUCUCAGAAUGGAAGUGUUAUGAAUGAAGGAUUUUAUGACUAGCAGUAUGUAAUGGAAGUCAGCAUACAGUCGAAAUUGAGUUCGUUUAUUUAGCUUGAAUAAUUCAGAGCAUGUAAUUCCUAAGAAGACAACUGUUUGUUUUUGUAAUAUUUAAUCAAAAAAUAAUAACUUGCUCCAUCACUGAAAUUACUUUCUAUAUCUGUUUAAUCAUUUAGGUCGCACAGGCUAUUAAGUAAUGUUAAAGGGAUAAUCUACCCAUAAAUUAAAAUUCUGUCUUGAUUUAUUCAUCCUCAUGUUGUUUCAAAAAUUGUAUGACUUUAUUUUUAUGUGUGGAACAUUUAAGAUGAUAUUAUGAAGAAUGCUGGUAACCAAAAUGUUAUCUAUCCACACAUUUUUUUUCUUGCUGAAUGUCCAAUUUAAUUUAAAAACACAUCAUAUUAGACAAGUAAAAUAACUUAUUAAUGGUAAUUCAUGUUGAAAAAAAAUGCCUACCACAAAGUGUGGUAUUUUGAUACCUAAACAUGAUUCAAUACAUUCAUACUUGGAUGAAUUCCACUACUGUCAGACAUGCACAUAUCGUGGUAAAAAAAUCAUAAUCAUUCAUGGCAUUCAAAUGGAAUGUUACUUUCACAAACAAAAGCCAAAAAACCUGUUUGACAACAAGCUUAUCGCUUCCCAGCAGGCUUCCGCUCACGUUCCACAGCUUUGUCCUAAACAUAAAGGGCAAAUAUAUAUAUAUAUUUGCCCUUUGUGUUUAGGACAUAUAUAAAAAAUGAAUGCAACAACCUCCAUUCUAUGUCAUUAUACAGUUGUGUGUUUGUGUGUGUGUGUGUGUACGUGUAUAUAUAUAUAUAUAUAUAUAUAUAUAUAUAUAUAGUAUAAUUUAACUGGUAGUAUGGUAGACGUGAUUACAAAAUUCAUAUUUAACAGGUGUAAACUUGUGACUGAAAUGCACCAGUUUUGUAUCAUACAAGGUACAUUAAACAUGAUAUCAUAAGA